This is a messenger RNA of Zonotrichia leucophrys gambelii, 3098 nucleotides long. RefSeq names its product pleckstrin (gene PLEK). The record is from RefSeq and is a predicted model, not a curated record. NCBI's taxonomy places the organism in Eukaryota, Metazoa, Chordata, Aves, Passeriformes, Passerellidae. The coding region runs from base 72 to 1133 and encodes 353 amino acids. Gene Ontology annotation, cellular component: plasma membrane. The transcript has 9 exons. Gene Ontology annotation, biological process: intracellular signal transduction; actin cytoskeleton organization.
CCCACAGACUUUGCUGCCAGAGGAACUCGACAGCCAGCACUGACAGAGCUGAGACCAGAAUUGCCCAAGCCAUGGAGCGAGAGCCAAUGCGCAUAAGGGAGGGCUACUUGGUUAAGAAGGGCAGCAUGUUUAAUACCUGGAAGCCAAUGUGGGUUGUGCUCUUAGAAGAUGGAAUUGAAUUCUACAAGCGGAAGGCUGAUAACAGUCCCAAAGGGAUGAUCCCACUAAAAGGAAGCUCUGUUCACAGCCCAUGCCAAGAUUUUGGCAAAAGAAUGUUUGUCUUCAAGCUUACUGUGGCCAAGCAGCAGGACCACUUUUUUCAAGCUGCCUACCUGGAGGAGAGAGAUGCCUGGGUGCGGGAUAUCAAGAAAGCAAUUCAUCACAUAGAUGGAGGCCAAAGAUUUGCCAGAAAAUCCACAAGGAAGUCCAUCAGAUUGCCUGAAACAAUCAAUCUGAGUGCUUUGUACCUCUCAAUGAAAGAUCCUGAAAAGGGAAUAAAGGAGUUGAAGCUGGAAAAAGAUAAAAGAGUGUUUAAUCACUGCUUUACAGGCACCUGUGUGAUUGACUGGCUGGUGUCCAGCAGCUCCAUCCGAAAUCGCAAAGAAGGUCUCCUGCUUGCCUCUUCCCUCUUGAGUGAAGGCUACCUACAGCCUGCUGGGGACACGUCCAAGGCAGCUGCAGAGGGACUGUCAGACACCCCCUUCUUGGAUCUCAGUGAUGCCUACUAUUACUUUCCAGACAGUGGAUUUUUCUGUGAGGGAUAUUCCAGUGAUGAUGAUGUGGUCCUAAAAGAAGAAUUCAGAGGCACAAUUGUAAAACAAGGAUGUUUGCUGAAACAGGGACAUCGGAGGAAGAACUGGAAAGUGAGAAAGUUCGUUUUAAGAGAUGAUCCUGCAUAUCUUCACUAUUAUGAUCCUGCUGGAGGAGAAGAACCACUGGGAGCAAUUCACUUGAGGGGCUGCGUGGUGACAGCAGUGGAAGAUAUGCCAGACACCAAGAAGUAUGAUGCUGACAACAUCCUCUUUGAAAUCAUCACAGCAAAUGAAAUCCACUAUUACUUGCAAGCAGCCUCAUCCACAGAGCGUACAGAAUGGAUCAAAGCAAUCCAGUCAGUUUCUAGGACUGGUAAAUGAAGAUGAUCUUCCAACAAGACAGACAAAUUAAAUUAGUUAUUCAAAGCAAAAUUUGCCAUUUCCCUAAGAGAAAGCAGUAUCAUCUAAAGUGAUUGUAUGUUGCAGUUGAGGACUGGGUGGAAGUUUCAAUUUUAUAGUGGGCACUAACAAACUAACAUUUUUUCCACUUGUGUUAUGGUAAUAUUUUACUAAAUUAUCACAUAGAAUAUGCCAUAUUAGUGUGUUGCUUAGAGUAAUCAGUUGACCUUGACAAGGUUGUACCUGUUACCGCAGCUGAUAUUGGGAAUCUCACCAUUAACAGGGAACACAGUCAUGUCACUGACAGAGAGUACCUCAAUUAAUCACUCUCCUCAGCCUGUGGUGUGUUUCAGGAUUUUCACUGUCUUCUCCACACAAGUUUUACACUUUCUUCUUUACCAGAUCUUGUUGCUGCUUGUUCACUUAUACAAAUAAUGCCACAGAUAUAAGGAAAAGAAGUCAACUCAUUUGGAAACCUGAUCCACUCCUUUCCAAUCUGUCAGCAUUAAGGGAGGGAAGAAUGCAGACAGCUAUGGAAACACCAUAGUAUAACUCCAUGGAGUUAUAUAUAUGCUAUGGAACCAAGUAUAACUCCAUGACAGCAAUAUGAGGAAAAGUCUCUUCCACAGUAUUUCAAACACAAAGGAAUCUCACUCCAAACUCUGUAUCACCCAAUUUUAAACCUUGCCAAAUUUCUUCACAAGAAUCUGCCCCGGGACCAUUGUUUCCUUUUAUUUAGGUCUACAAAGCAGAUGGUGGGUUGUUAGGUACAGCACUCUAUUUGAAUUAAGAAUCUUGCAGGAGAAGGGCAAGGAUGCAUGGGUUGGUUAUUUGAACUAUUGAUUGAAGUGGUUUUGAUUAGGUUUUCCUUUUUUAACCUCCAGUACCAUACUCAGUCCUUGAUUCUGUGCCUUAGAAAUAUAAGAGAAACCUUGUGCUUGUAACUGAAAUAAAUAUUUUUAUUUGAUAAUCAGUUCACCUGAUUAAUCCUUGCAUUUUUGUCUGACUCUAUAUCAAACAAAUUUCUAAGUCUUAAAAUCUAAGGAGGAGUUGAAAAUCAAGUUAAUGUCAGACUCUGCGUGUAGGCUGUUCCUGGUACAGACUGAGGUUUGAGUGAAGGAGACUUCAAAAUCUUUAAAACUCUGUUCAUAGAUCUAAUGAGGUACCUUAUACUUAAGAAUUCUUAUUGGGAUCUCUCCCAUCUAAAAACAAAUGCAGACCUAAAGCUUCUCUCCAGUUGUGCUUAAUUAUACCUGUAGCUGAGCUAAUGAGCCUGAAGCCCUGUUGCCUUGCAUUUCUUAUCCCAAAGAAAACACAGCCUUGCAGGAGCAGCAGGCUGAGACACUGCAUCAUCAUGCCCACUUCAGCUGGCCAGCAGAAAUCAGUUUCUGGCAGGCAUUUCCUGUCUCUCAUGCAAGCUACCAGGAUCGUUGAAGUCUGAUGUGUCAUUCUGAGGAAGGAAGACUAAUAGUAAAAAGACCCACUUUUUGCUCAGCCUGCUUUCUUGAUAAUUGCUGCUUGUUGCUGCUUAUUUUGCUUUCAGAGCUCACUAACCCAAAAAUACCCAAGGGCACAGGAAAAGAGACAAAAACACCCCACACAACCACAUAACAGAAACUUGUCCAGCUUACCAAAGGAGAGAUGUGACUGCCAAAACUUAAUAAAACUAAAAUGUUUUACCAGUCCAUGACCUUAUAAUUUUAACUUGUGCCCAGUCCAAGGUACGGCUGUCCACCGUAAAUGCUGUUUUCUCAGGCAGAGGGUGAUAGUCAGUGUAUUUAUGGGAGAGCUCUUAUAUUUGUACCAUCCUAUAUUGAUGGGGUCUGUGAUCUCACAGCUAGUGCUUCAGAAGACACAUUUCAAGGGUUUGUAGGUGCCUCUGCUUCUUGGCAGCAGUGAGAAGAUCCAAGGGAAUUCAGAAUUAAAAAGCAGCUACAUGUCAAUCAG